GUGUGUUGUCUUCUCGCUUUCAAUCUGCAUUACCUACCUUCCUAUUCCUAUAUAUACCAUAAUCCUAUCUAUCGUCACUAAUACUAAACUAUUUCUCUCUUCCAAAUCUCUGAAAUCUAAACGUUAACUACAUUCUGUUCUUUUCAUGCUUUCAAGCUUUUCAAGAAAAACAAACUGAGACAGACUUCUUUUUCUUUUCAAGCUUUUCCAGAAAAACAAACUGAGACAGAGAACACCAGGAAAAGAAGGAAAAGAAAGAGAGAUAUGGGACCGCUUUUCCCCGCGGGGAUUCUAAUCGCCGUUGUAGUGUUUCAUGCUACGGUGGUUUUGUCUUCUUUUCCGGCCACUUUGCAUCUGGAGAGAGGGGUUCCGGCGAGCCAUAAACUGAAACUGAGUCAACUCAAAGAGCGAGACAGAGUGAGGCAUAGCAGAAUGUUGCAGUCUUCAGGAGGUGGUGUUGUUGAUUUCCCUGUCGAAGGAACCUUUGACCCUUUCCUCGUUGGGCUUUAUUAUACAAGAUUACAAUUGGGUUCUCCUCCAAGAGAUUUCUAUGUACAAAUAGACACUGGAAGUGAUGUCUUGUGGGUUAGUUGUAGCUCCUGCAAUGGCUGUCCUGUUAGCAGUGGACUUCACAUUCCACUCAAUUUCUUUGAUCCUGGAAGCUCACCGACAGCCUCAUUGAUAUCUUGUUCAGACCAAAGAUGUAGUCUGGGCCUUCAAUCCUCAGAUUCUGUCUGUGCUGCACAAAACAAUCAAUGUGGAUACACCUUCCAGUACGGUGAUGGCAGUGGCACAUCAGGAUAUUAUGUGUCGGAUCUGUUGCAUUUCGAUACAAUUCUUGGCGGGUCUGUGAUGAAAAAUUCUUCAGCUCCUAUCGUAUUCGGGUGUAGCACAUUACAAACUGGGGACCUGACAAAGCCAGACAGAGCAGUUGAUGGGAUAUUUGGGUUCGGACAACAGGACAUGUCUGUUAUCUCCCAACUAGCUUCACAGGGAAUAACACCAAGAGUGUUCUCUCACUGCUUGAAAGGGGAUGAUUCUGGAGGUGGUAUAUUGGUUCUUGGAGAAAUCGUGGAGCCGAACAUAGUUUAUACUCCACUUGUCCCAUCACAGCCUCAUUAUAAUUUGAACCUGCAGAGCAUUUAUGUCAAUGGACAAGCUUUAGCCAUUGAUCCAUCAGUUUUUGCGACAUCAAGCAAUCAAGGAACUAUCGUUGAUUCUGGAACGACCUUGGCAUAUCUAACAGAAGCAGCCUAUGAUCCUUUUAUCAGUGCUAUAACAUCUACUGUUUCACCAUCUGUAAGCCCAUAUCUUUCCAAGGGAAAUCAAUGUUAUUUAACCUCUUCCAGUAUCAAUGACGUAUUUCCUCAAGUUAGUUUGAACUUUGCUGGUGGUACUUCCAUGAUUUUAAUUCCCCAGGACUAUCUUAUUCAGCAAAGCUCUAUUAAUGGUGCUGCAUUGUGGUGCGUUGGCUUCCAGAAAAUUCAGGGUCAAGAGAUAACAAUCUUGGGAGAUCUUGUUCUAAAAGACAAAAUCUUUGUUUAUGAUAUUGCUGGUCAACGGAUUGGAUGGGCUAAUUAUGACUGCUCAAUGUCAGUAAAUGUGUCUACUGCCAUGAAUACUGGCAAAAGCGAAUACGUCAAUCCGGGGACCCUGAUCAAUAACGGUUCACCAGAGAACAUGCCUCACAAACUGAUACCAGUGAUUAUGAUACCAUUCCUUCUGCACGUACUAUUGCUCAGCUGUUACUUGUUUUUGUAGCACACCAUGCAAGUUGCAACGCAUCUGGAACUUUGCUUCACUGUAUAUUUCAAGCAACCGGCAGGGCCAUGCAGUAUUACUGCUUUGGUUGCAUCCAGUUGCUGUCUGGUGUGCAACUGAUUUCCGAGUGUCUUUUCUUCUGAACAUACUUCGUUGGCGGCGGUGUACACUGAUACUUUCAUGAUUCAUCCAUUAUCGCUCUGGCUCCAUUGCAAGCGCUGUAAAUUUACCUUCAUAUAGGAUUUUUGAUCUAACAGCAGAAUUAAUAUAUACAAAAUGUUUCAGUUUGGUUACUUUUUCAAUGUUUUCUGUAGUUUGUAUCCAUAAACAACUUGUGAGUUAAAAGUACCGUAGUGGUUUGUGACAUAAUUUACUUGGAUUCUUUUGGUCCAAGCAUUUUUAAUAGAGUAAUGUGUCAUCUGCUUCUGUUA
This is a messenger RNA of Populus nigra (black poplar), 2192 nucleotides long. RefSeq names its product aspartic proteinase 36-like. The coding region runs from base 265 to 1761 and encodes 498 amino acids. NCBI's taxonomy places the organism in Eukaryota, Viridiplantae, Streptophyta, Magnoliopsida, Malpighiales, Salicaceae. The record is from RefSeq and is a predicted model, not a curated record. Gene Ontology annotation, biological process: proteolysis. Gene Ontology annotation, molecular function: aspartic-type endopeptidase activity. The transcript is spliced from 10 exons.